Molecule: messenger RNA, 651 nt
Organism: Dibothriocephalus latus
Lineage: Eukaryota; Metazoa; Platyhelminthes; Cestoda; Diphyllobothriidea; Diphyllobothriidae
Source: the annotation of a GenBank genome assembly
AAUCCACGAGAAAGUACCUUAGAGGACACGUUGAAGUCGUUGUCACAGAUUUUCGGUGAGCGGUCAUCACUGUUCAAUACUCGAUUCCAGUGCCUCCAACUGUACAAACGGGAAUCCGACGAUUUCGUCACGAAUUCCAGCAUUGGUAAUCGCGAGUUUGGGUGUCUUCAACUCGGCUCUCUCACAGAAGACCAGUUUAAAUGCCUCAUAUGCAUUUGUGGCCUCCAGAUCCUCAAGGAUUUGGAUAUCCGGUUUGACAUCCAUUACCGUCGCACUAUUAACUUUGGUCAGGCUGACGUCCUUUCCCGCCUCAUCUGCAAUCAUCAGGAACCUGAGAAAUAUACCGUGAUGAUUGCCAUUUCGAUUGAUGACAAUGUAGGCCGUCAGCUUUCGGACGCCAUGCUAGGCAUACCUUUAACUGCCGCCGACAUUCACUGCGCUACCGAACAAUAUCCCGUUCUUCGCCAAGCUAGCACCUAUGUGCAAACCAGUUGGCUAACCACUGCUCUCACUGGCGAUCUUCACCAGCUUUUCCUGCGUCGAGCGUCGCUGUCUUUGGUUGAUUCCUGUCUCAUGUUUGUAUUCCGCAUGUUUGAUUCCUCCUUCACUUCGACCUUUUGUGCUACGCCAGUUUCAUGCUGCUCAUCCUGA